Messenger RNA from Aspergillus pseudonomiae, 1078 nucleotides. RefSeq lists its product as uncharacterized. The transcript has a single exon. Bases 203 to 1021 code for a protein of 272 amino acids. NCBI's taxonomy places the organism in Eukaryota, Fungi, Ascomycota, Eurotiomycetes, Eurotiales, Aspergillaceae. The record is from RefSeq and is a predicted model, not a curated record.
ACUAUCCUCUGACUACUAUUGUCCACCUAUACGAGACUAAACCCCCGCCUCAUUUUGUGUUUUCCCUGACUGUUCCUGUUUGCAUUUUUACAAACUCAGUUCGUUGGUCGAUUUUUGAGAGUUCAUCUUGUUACCUUUUAUACCCUUUGCUCGAUCAAUUUCCCAUCCAUACCCCGUAUCAAGUCAAUCCUGUCGAUCGAUCAUGUCUCUGCGCCGCUCACUUCGCUCCCGCCCUGUGCGGGAUGAUCCACCAGACUUGGAUUCUAACGCAAGUCCCAGAACCCCAGCCAGAGUUACUCGCGCUGUCGCAUCUUCAUCAGUGACCGUCUUCCGGUCUCCCUCAGACUCUCCGGAGGAGUCAAGGAGAUCUAUUCGUUUGACUGUCAAGAUGCCUUCAAGUAAGCUGCGCGAGGUUACCAGUAGUAAUACAAGAAAUGGUGCCUCCAGACGCUCCGUCAACGUUUUCACAGAAAACCCCAUAGUUACAGGGCCACGGACUAGCCGGCCCAAGAAGAAGCUCGUCGAAGUUGAUACGAGCGACGAAGAUCUGGACGAUCAGGAAGAAGAUGAAGUGGACGAUGAAGAUGCUCCCGGUGAGGACGAUGAGGAUGCAGACGCAGAUGGAGAUUUAGACAUGGAUGAUGCUCCUCCGCAACCUCCAGUGUCAAAAAGACACGCCAAAUCCGCCGCGUCCAAUUCUAAAGCAGUGAAAGGCGUCGAGGCGAAAGAAAUGGAACGAGAUGCCGAUGAUGAUGAUGAAGAUGACGAGGAGCUCUCUGAUCCUGAAUCUGAUGCCGAAGGUGAGCCUGACGAUCAGGAAGAGAGUGGAAUUGGAAACGCCAAUGGGGGCGAGGAGGACCUAGAUGAGGAUGAAGAGGACGAGGAAGAUCUCGACAGUGAUGAUGAUACUCCUACUGCCGACCCUGCCCGGAUGACCAAACGCCAAAGGGGUAACUUGGGCAACGAUUUUUUGCAACUCCCAAUGGGUAAGUCUUCUACAAGUCUUGCGAAGCUGUCUUAGGGCAAGUGCCUAACGCAGCACAGAACCACAAGUCAAGAAGCAUUUGACCGCAGAAGA